Molecule: messenger RNA, 2402 nt
Organism: Achroia grisella
Lineage: Eukaryota; Metazoa; Arthropoda; Insecta; Lepidoptera; Pyralidae
Gene: IP3K2
Product: inositol-trisphosphate 3-kinase B
Exons: 8
Coding region: 201-1883 (560 amino acids)
Biological process (GO): inositol phosphate biosynthetic process
Cellular component (GO): cytoplasm; nucleus
Molecular function (GO): inositol-1,4,5-trisphosphate 3-kinase activity; inositol tetrakisphosphate kinase activity
Source: RefSeq, a predicted model, not a curated record
GUUCGCCGGUCGUGGUCUCUUCGUAGUUACUCGCUUUUGAAUGUACAUACUUGUUUUUAAGUGCGAUUUGUGAAUGAGUGCUUGUGGUAACGGUAUAAAGGGACUAGCGGUCACUAUUGGUCGGAUUGUAAGAUCGAUUUGAAAUGGUCAUUGAACUAUUACAAGAAUAAAUUUAAAGCAAAACAAAAAAUAAUAGUAAAAUGCCACGUCUUGAGAAGUCACCGCCCGAGGAUUUCCGUCGAGUACUCCGCGAGAAGGCGCUAAGUCACAGCCUGUUCUACUUGAAACUUGGCGCAGGAGUUGCGCCUGCGCAUGCAAGGGAACCGACGUCACCACCACGCCGUCCCAGCAUCAGUGCGGCUGCGCGCGCGCCGCCGAACGGCCGCGUUCCCAGACAUGCGCAACCUCGCGUUUCCGAGCUACUCAAGCGUUUCGAACCAGCACCGAUGCAGUAUUUACGUCCACCGCGAGCCAGUUCACCGCAGGAGGACAUAACCUCGUCUGAUGAUGACGACAGAGCCGCGGUCAGGCGAAGAAGCCGCGAUUUGAGCGACGACUCCGCUGUGGAACUGGAAACUAGGAGAAGGCAUUCUCACCCGAGGGAUAUCACACCACCCCCAGAUAUCAUGUCCCCUAGAAAGGAGAGGACACUGGUGGAAGCCCAUAUAGUUGAGCUAGGAAGGAGGGGCAGCGAAGGUUGUGAGACUAGAGGAAGAUGCGUCAGAACUCCCAGCGUGGUAGUCAGCGACUAUUCUGAUGGGGUGGUCGCAGUGGGCGCGACUGAGGAGGAAGUUAAUUGGCUCAGGUCGAGGUCUUUGUCUGCCGACUCCGCUUGCUCGUCGUGUUCCACACUCUCGAGUCGCGAGGAUGACGAGUUCGAAUCACCGACUAUGACGAAAAAGCAAUCAGAAAGAUGGCGCAAACUCCGGAACAUAGUGCAGUGGACCCCCUUCUUCCAAACGUACAAGAAGCAAAGGUACCCGUGGAUCCAAUUGGCUGGCCAUCAAGGGAACUUCAAGGCUGGUCCCGACCAAGGCACCAUACUGAAGAAGUUGUGUCCACAAGAAGAAACCUGUUUCAAAUUCCUGAUGAAAGACAUCCUGCGACCAUUUGUUCCAGAAUACAAGGGCCAAGUCAAGUGCGAUGAUGGAGAACUAUACUUGCAAUUGCAAGAUCUCCUCAGCGAUUUCGACUGUCCUUGUGUCAUGGACUGCAAAAUAGGCGUUCGAACAUAUUUGGAGGAGGAACUUGCAAAGGCUAAGGAGAAGACCAAGUUAAGAAAAGAUAUGUACGAGAAAAUGAUUCAGAUUGAUCCCAAAGCGCCGUCUGAUGAGGAACACAGAAGCAAAGGUGUCACCAAACCUCGUUACAUGAUCUGGCGAGAAACAAUUAGUUCAACAGCUACAUUAGGAUUUAGAAUAGACGGAGUGAAGAAAGCAGACGGGACCAGUUCAAAAGACUUCAAAACCACUAAGACUAGAGAACAAAUAUCAGAAGCAUUUAAAGAGUUCACCAGUAAUUUUCCUAAUGCUGCGCCGAGAUACUUAGAAAGAUUAAUAAAUAUACGCUCGACCCUACAAGACUCGCAUUUCUUCAAAACACAUGAACUCAUUGGCAGUUCUCUUCUCUUCGUUCACGAUAAAAGAAGAGCUUCCAUUUGGAUGAUAGACUUUGCAAAGACUGUUUCAGUACCCGAUGACGUCAAUAUUGACCAUAACACUACGUGGAAAGUCGGAAACCACGAGGAUGGGUAUCUCAUAGGACUGAAUAACUUGAUAUCCAUAUUUGAAUGUUUAAUAAAAGAUGGAAAUGGAAAUAUUGACCAGUGCUAUGCAAGUUUAAAUUUAAAUAAAGACGUGAGACAGGACACUUUAGCCACUUGAUCUUUAUAGACUGAAAUUCUCAUUGUGAGAUCUGACAUUUUGAUGAACACAUUAUUGUGUUUCCCAUAGCAGUGCCAAAACUGCUUCGUAUUGCUGACACGACAUAGAAAUUCUACGUUAAGUUCGAUACGAUGUUUAUAAUUUAAAAUGUUUGUUGUUAUUUGUAAAUAAGGCUAUAGAAAGACCAUUUUGUAUUAUUAAGUUGUUAUAUAAUACUCAUAAUUAUGUAUAAUUUUGCACCACCAGCACUUUGUUAGUUAUAUCGCAAAUUAAUUAUACUAUUAAUGUAAAUAGUUGUAUAUGAAAAUUGUAUAAGGAUUUCGAUAGAUCAAAUUGUGUUAUAUUAACAACUUCGCUAGAACUUUGGUUAUUGUAUAAAAUUUGUAGGCUUCCAACAAACUAACGAAGUGCAACUUGCUUAAUUUGUUCACAUGUACACUAUAUUAGUGUAAUGACUAUCUAGUUAAAUAGUUGUUAUUACAAUACAAUAACUGGUGGUAAUAAUUAAAAAUAUAAUAU